AUGAAACCAGCGGCAGUGUUUAUUUCUUUGGACAAGCGAGGCCCGACACGCAAAGCGCACCCUUGUUACUGGGUCGAGUGUAUUGGAUGCUCGUCAAAGGUCUUUAACUUCGAGAUAAUUCCAGAAGGUAGUGUAUUCAAGCAGCUUUUGGCAUCUCGUGAUCUAUUGGAUGAGGCGAGGGACGACAAGAAAGCUGCUAUUCUUCAAUUAAAGCCAUUUUUUGAAGCUGGACCGGCCUCCUACGACUGGGCCGGAGAUAAUGAAACCGGUCUUACCCCAGAGACAAUAGGUUACGAGGACUACGAAGCCGAAACGGUUAUUGCUGUGCAAGAGGUUGAAGGUGAAGCCUACUCGGAGGAUGAAGACGACCAACUUUUGUAA
Messenger RNA from Serpula lacrymans var. lacrymans S7.9, 381 nucleotides. RefSeq lists its product as uncharacterized. The transcript has a single exon. Lineage: Eukaryota; Fungi; Basidiomycota; Agaricomycetes; Boletales; Serpulaceae. The record is from RefSeq and is a predicted model, not a curated record. Bases 1 to 381 code for a protein of 126 amino acids.